Molecule: messenger RNA, 3101 nt
Organism: Branchiostoma floridae (Florida lancelet)
Lineage: Eukaryota; Metazoa; Chordata; Leptocardii; Amphioxiformes; Branchiostomatidae
Exons: 14
Coding region: 93-1643 (516 amino acids)
Source: RefSeq, a predicted model, not a curated record
CCCGGAACUAAAAGUUGACAUCACAGUUUGUAGUCCCAAGGAUCCCUCUAUGUUGUCCAACACAUCAACAGGCUGUGACAGUUUCCAAGGCAAUGGCGUCUAGUGAAACCAACUUUCAUACAUUUGUACGAAAUCUUGAUGCACUGAUAAGUGACUGCGACCGAAGACGGGAGACGACAGACCUAAACGAAAUACAUGUCUUUAUCGAACGAAUCUUUGCCAUCACAACAAAGGCAUCAAGACUGGAAAGUGCAUGCCGAUUGAUGCCGAUUGAUGAUGAAUUCAGAGGAGCAAUUUCGGAAGUCGCCAGAGAACUACGUGUCCUUCUCAAGAAAUGGAAUGAAAAACGCAAACACGCCCUACCGAAGCCAAAACGCGUAGAAACGUUUUCGCCCGCUGAAGAUGUGAAAGGGGAUGGACCAGGGAGACCGCGAAAGAACAUUCCCAUAGAAGAUGUGUUGCAUGACAUCCUAGAUUUAGACUACUCAAUCACAGACAUUGGAAGGAAGUACCAUGUCGACCGAUCAACUAUAUAUAGACGUCUGAAAGAAGUGGGUAUCAACAUCCAGCAGGAGAGAUACAGCGAGAUUUCACAGCAGGAAAUUGAAGACAUAGUAAGGGAAGCACAGCUUUGCCAUGGCUUUAAAGAAAUGGGCCAAAAAGUUUUUUAUGGGUACUUGAGAUCGAUAGGUAUACGUGUGAGACGAAGAGAUGUUCGUCAAGCUUGCCAAAAUGCAGAUCCUUUAGGCACGGCUCUUCGCCACCCGAUGUUUAGGACAAGAAUUUUAAGCCAUACGUGUUACGACGCGUAUUACGCGCAGCAUGUUUGGCAUUUGGAUGCUGUUGAGAAACUACAAAUGUUUGCGUUCUAUUCAAAUUCGAUCGUGGAUGGGUAUAGCACAAAGGUGAUGAAUGUUAACAUCGUAGGUAGCAAGAGGCAAUGCCACGUUUUCAAGACAUUCUACCAAGCAUACAAUUUGUAUGGGAUCCCAGACAUGGUACGCAUCGACAAAGGAUACGAAAACAUGGAUGUGAAAGUUUUCAUUGACGCCUAUCAUCAGCGAGAAGCAGGAAUUCAGGGACAGAGCAUUAGAAACGUCCGUGUUGAGAAAUGGCACCAGUAUGAAGAGAGAUAUUGCCUAUACACAUACAAGAAUCUGUUCAAAGACCUGGAGCGGGAAGGGUACCUUGACCGGUCAAAUGAAGCUCACCUUAUGAUUCUACAUUAUAUAUUUCUGCCACGAAUCAACAACAAGAUGGAAUUAACAGUUCAGUCAUGGAACAGUCGACAUUCUAGCAGCUUGAAUCACCAUAGUCCGGACAGAGUUUGGGAAGACUCUGCAAAUUCCUUGGCAAAUGCAGAGAGAAGGGCAUCGAAAGAAAUACCUCCACCCAAACAGGCUCAAAAAUAUAACGAACAAAUUGACAUGACCGAUUUCAACAGCACUUAUGGACACCUAACAGAUCAACAGCUUCGGGAUCCUAGGGUGGCAGUGAUGCCAGAGGACUUGAGGGACUUCUUGGAUGAACAUAUCAGGGAAGAUAAUGGAAGAGACAACGACUUGGGAAAAGGAGACUACAUGAGAGCACUAGAGCUGACAGCACAAUGGAUUCAAUCAAGGGAAGGCAACAAUGCUGUGUGAUGAUUGUGUGAGUGAGACCCACAAUGAGCUACACUACCCCCUCAGUGCACCCUAUCCAGGCCAGACCUGCCCACGUAGGAUUGGGGCAAACCCUGCACACAUGGACAUAUCCCCAGAGGCUUUAGCCAAGCAGGAACAGGGCUAUCAGACUGCAGUUUUAGUGUACUCCUGUCCAGUCGACUGACUGCGAAACAUUCUACAUUCUACCCUAUGGAAGCUCAUUGAGAAGUGUAGCAGGUUCCAGAGCCCUAGGUCAGAAAUUGGCAGGAAAUAGGAGUGUGAUGCCCUCCAAGCUAAGGCCAGACCGCAGGAGUUCCUUGGUUUGCUGGGUACAGGUGCGGGGAGGCAAAGCAGGUGGGCGGGGUGUGCAACAACAACAGGAAGCCAUGCUGUCUGGAACUCAGGUGUCCAUGCUGUGGUGCAAGACCAGGAGGGGAACCCUGUAUCAGGUGCCAGGAUGUUUACUGAGGACUGCCCACAGAAUGUGUCUGUGGAACCUGAGAAAGGCACUUUCAAGAUGCUACCAUCAGGACAGCAUAGGCUGCGGGUCGAAGCACAGGUUCUGGAGUUGCUGACCAAACAUAAUGGCCUGAUGCAGGAUCGCCAGUCGCUGUGCCAGGAAGUGGAGUUCCUCCCCAGCCAGAUGUCCAACCCAGACUCUUUGAUCUGUAUGGGUCGCCCCCAAAAUCGACAAUGGUCCAGUGGAUUUGUGAAAUAUUUGUAGCUAGUUUGUAACCUAAUUCCCUUAGGACUUCAAAUUGCAGAUUUUAAUCCAUCCGUUUGUGUUUGUGUCAGGUGACUCUUCUUACCUCGUCACAAAACAGUAUGGGUAAAGACAGGCUGGGAUAUUUGACUGCCUUGUUUGUAAUCUCUUUUCACUAGGGCUACUGUAAAAACCUUCGAAAUAAAAUAAACUAACAGUAGAAAUGUCUCCUUAAAAAAUUGUCAUAUGCCAAACGUACAGUUUGAAAUUUCAUGUAUAUGUUCAUGUUAAAUGUCUGUUCUUGGUGAAAAGUUUAGUGACUAAAUAGAGGUAAUGCAAAUUAUUUUGUGCACACAUCUGAUGUAAAAUCGCUUACUUCAAAAGAUUGCUUCGACUAGUUUGUGCAUAUGCAGUAAAAUGAAGACAUUGGAAGCUUUCAAUUUGAAAGAAACUAAGUUUCAAUAAAUAGGAUCGUGAGUUUGAAUGAAUAGAAGAUAGCAACUCUACCUACAUGCCACAAUGGAUCUUGUUGUCUUUAGAAUCUUCUAAAAAUAAUGUUGUCAUGAGAAGAUAUUAAUUUGACCAAACAGAUAUUGAUUUUUCUAUACCAGUGUUAUUCAUUUUAUCACCUGUGUAUUUGUAAUAGCAUUCAUAUAGUUAGCAAGACAACAUUUUACUAUACUCAGCUUGAAGUUGAUUUAGAACACCAUGUUGCUAUAGAUACAAAGAGCUGUCAGUAAAAGCCUGGAUCUUUA